Penicillium antarcticum is the source of this 1737-nucleotide messenger RNA. RefSeq names its product Zn(II)2Cys6 transcription factor. Gene Ontology annotation, biological process: regulation of DNA-templated transcription. The transcript is spliced from 6 exons. Gene Ontology annotation, molecular function: DNA-binding transcription factor activity, RNA polymerase II-specific; zinc ion binding; transcription cis-regulatory region binding. The record is from RefSeq and is a predicted model, not a curated record. Gene Ontology annotation, cellular component: nucleus. Bases 1 to 1737 code for a protein of 578 amino acids. NCBI's taxonomy places the organism in Eukaryota, Fungi, Ascomycota, Eurotiomycetes, Eurotiales, Aspergillaceae.
AUGCCUCCCGUGUCCAAAACGUGUCAGAGCUGCGCAGACUCCAAGGUGCGAUGUGUCCGCAAUCCGAAUGCAGCUGGUGCAUGUAACCGAUGUCUCCGAUUGGGUCGAGAAUGUCUCUAUCGCCAAGCCGGUCGUCGAUUCAAUGGCUUCCAGAAGGAUCGAAAGAUCGAGGCUCUCGAGUCAAAGAUAACCGAAUUGAUGGCCGAUCGCUCUGCUCUAUCAGAAGAAAAUGAACUCAACUCGAACGCACCCGGCGCAAAAGUAAUAGACGACAGAAUCCCAGUUGAAGACAUUAUCAGACGAGGCUUCCUGACAAUAGAGAAAGCUGAGAGCUACCUGGACACAUUCAAGACCAGAAUGACUCCAAAUUUCCCGUUCGUCGUCGUGGCCCCUUCGAUAUCUAUCACACGACUCCACCAAGAAAAGCCAUUCCUAAGCCUGGCAAUCCUUGCGUCAGCCGCAUACGAUAACAUGCCACUGCAACGGGUGGUGGAGGAAGAGAUCAAAAAGUGCAUUGCAUCGCGCAUGCUAAUAAACGGCGAAGUCUCUUUUGACUUGCUGCAAGGGUUACUAGUCUUCCUCGCAUGGUCGCAUUAUUACUCGCGGCCACACCGUUAUACGCAGUUUCUCCAAUUGGCUAUUGGCCUCGUUGUCGAUCUUCGGUUGGACCGUCCGCCACGGACGAGGGUGUGGAAGACAGGGCUGCGCUUUGGGCAGAGGUAUAAUUUAAAUGAGCAAUUGCUAGAUCGUCCUUACUGGGGGAGUGAUGAUCAGAGGGCUCUUUUGGGUUGUUAUUACCUAUCAUCAUCGAUUGCAGUGCUUGUGCAGAAACACUCGACGUUUGCUCAUCUUCCAUAUUUGGAAGAGUGUUGCAGGUCUCUCUCCCAUGUCAAAGAGUAUCAGCAUGACAAAUACAUCAGUCAUAUCAUCCGGCUGCAAUUCAUUGCAGAAAAUAUUGAUUCUUUCUCUGCAAAACAUAGGAUUGAGUUAGAACACCCUGGCUCGGGAUCGGAACUCUAUAUCGCCAAUCUAAAAUCGGAACUAGAGGGGUUCUGUCAUCAACUUCCUUUCGAUCUCAAUGAAAGCCCUCUUCUCGCUACACAAUAUCAUGCAACCGGGCUAAGCCUAUACCAAGUGUCUCUAACGAUCGCAAACCGACACUCUCAAUCAAACCUUGUGGCAUCCCACUGCUGGCAAGAUGAGAUCAGCCUUGCAGCAAAAGUCUCAGCCAAUGCAAUUCUCGCUCAAUACAUCCUUCUCCCUCUUGGCCAGGAACUUGGAUUUAACAAUACGCAGUGGGUACAGAUGGCAUUUGCUUUGCUAUUCUCAUACCGACACGCCGUGAUUAAUUCCAACCCAGAGCAAAAGGCUGCACUUCUUCAUACUCUAUCACAAGUGAGGUCUAGGGUAGGGGCUCUAUCUACUGCACAUGUAGACGUGAACGGUGCUCGGGAUGUUUUCUUUGAUUUCAGGAGACGUGUGCUUCGCAUUGAGAGUUGGCUUGGCAUUGAUGGCAAGGACGAAGCAAGCAGCGCAGGCGAUGAGGGUCUUGACAUUUUUGAGGAUUUCAGUAGCACGUCAAAUCCUAAGGCAUCGCAUUUUGAGAGUUCUAUGGAAGACAUGGGAGAUCUUGGUGUUCCUCCUAGGGAUUUUUUCUCCCCUUUUGUGGAUGAUUGGCAGGGGUUUCCCGGUGACUUCUUUUCAUCUUCUUUUGGGGGUGUGGGUGACUGGGAGUGA